UUAAAUCCCGCCCGGGAACGCCCGGGGCCCGGCCGCGUCCUUCCCGGAUCCACCGGCUGGAGAUUGCGUUCCCUGCGCGUCCCGCAACCUUUCCCGCGCCGGCUGUGUGGCGGGUGCCCGGGUGGUCGCGAGAAUGAGCCGCAUCUACCAGGACGGCGCGCUCCGGAACAAGGCGGUGCAGAGCGCGCGGCUGCCGGGGGCCUGGGACCCAGCCGCCUACCACGGGGGAAAUGGUGUGCUGCUGGAGGGAGAGCUGAUAGAUGUCUCUCGGCAUAGCAUCUCGGAUGCCCAUGGCAGGAAGGAGCGCUACUACAUACUGUAUAUCCGGCCCAGUCACAUCCAUCACCGUCAAUUCGACGCCAAGGGAAAUGAAAUCGAGCCCAACUUCAGCGCCACCAGGAAAGUGAACACGGGCUUCCUUAUGUCUUCCUACAAGGUAGAAGCCAAAGGGGACACCGACAGGCUCACGCCCGAGGCACUGAAGCAGCUGGUCAACAAGCCAGAGCUGCUGGCGCUGACAGAGCGCCUUACCCCCGACCACACAGUGGCGUUCUGGAUGCCGGAGUCAGAGAUGGAGGCAAUUGAGCUCGAGCUGGGGACCGGGGUGAGGCUGAAGACGCGGGGUGAUGGUCCCUUCCUGGAAUCUUUGGCCAAACUUGAGGCUGGGACAGUGACCAAGUGUAAUUUUGCUGGCGAUAGAAAGACAGGGGCGUCCUGGACAGACAACAUCAUGGCCCAAAAGUGUUCGGAGGGGGCUGCAGUGGAGACCCGAGAGCAGGGGGACGGAGCAGAGGACGAGGAGUGGGAUGACUGAGGUGAGUGGGACAUAAAUGCCUCCAGGGCCACCAGCACCUUUGGUAGCAUUGUUGAGAAUCUCUUCCAUGAACUUCUACUCUGGACCUGGCUCUUCUGCACAGCCGCACUGGAAUACUCUUUGAACAAGCUCUGCUAGAACCAAACCCAUGACCACUGUGUUGGUGAUGGGGCCCCAUGCUGUGGCUUAUGGAGGGCCUGUCCCUGCAUGUGAGUCUAGCCUUCCUAGACAUUACAUGACGACCCUUUAAAAAUAAAUUAGACUUUGGGAGGCUGAGGUGGGUGGAUCACGAGGUCAAGAGAUUGAGACCAUCCUGGCCAACAUGGUGAAACCCCGUCUCUAUUAAAAAAUACAAAAAUUAGCUAGGCGUGGUGGUGCAUACCUGUAGUCCCAGCUACUCGGGAGGCUGAGGCAGGAGAAUCUCUUGAACCUGGAAGGCGGAGGCUGCAGUGAGCUGAGAUUGCGCCACUGCACUCCAGUGCUCCAGCCUGGUAACAGAAUGAGACUCUGUCUCAAAAAAAAAAAAUUAGAGAUGAAGAUCUCCCUAUGUUGCCCAGGUUCUCCUCAAACUCCUGGACUCAAGCAAUCCAUCCACCUUGGCCUCCCAAGGUGCUGCGAUUAUAGGCGUGAGCCACUGCCCCUGGCCUCAUGACCACCCUGGCCCUGAUGGCAGCCUUAUUUUUGAAGGCAGGUGGUGGGAGAGAGCCCGGGCAGCCUGAGAGGAACUGGGCCUGGUCUCGGUGAAGCAUGGGGAUACCCCUUGUCUAAAUGCAGAGUGGCUAAGAGAAGUUAGCAGGGCUCUUCCUCUUUUCUCAUUGGUUCCUGCUUUCCUUCCCCACUGCCCCAUCCUCAGCGCUCUGUGUUGGAGCCUCUAUUAUCCUGCCAUAAGCCUUCAGGUCCCCUGUACCCUUCCCCCGCGAGUUGCCAUUUCUUAUUCCCCCACUGAUCCCAUGUACCUUGGGGGUUCCUGUCAUCUGAUACCCCUGGCUGCCUUCCUGGUAGAUGCCAUUCCAGAGAGGCCAACAGUGUUCCCAGGUGUGGCUGGCUGGUCUGCAUCGCUCAGACUCACUCUGCCAGGCUGCAGUUAUGAGAAUACCUUUGUUGUUGUUUUGUAUCUGGAGAACUUUUUAUGAAUGAGUAAAUCUUCAGAAAGGAA
Molecule: messenger RNA, 1970 nt
Organism: Callithrix jacchus (white-tufted-ear marmoset)
Lineage: Eukaryota; Metazoa; Chordata; Mammalia; Primates; Cebidae
Gene: ARPIN
Product: actin related protein 2/3 complex inhibitor
Biological process (GO): negative regulation of actin nucleation
Source: RefSeq, a predicted model, not a curated record